UUGGAAUGCGGCUAUCCAAGCAUAUCCAAGCAGGUCCAUUGAAGCGCUUACUUCACCAACACACAUCACGCAGUCAAUACGCCUCCUGCUUUGCUUUUCAUUCCCCUCAAUGUCCAUAGACACAAGCUGUUGUUGAUGAACGGAGCCAGCACGAGGCAAUGGGACUGAGCUUGUACAUUGCAUGGAAAUCUUGUCAUCGACUUAGGAACAUCUAUUAGUGGAAUACAUUUGAUUAUACUUGACGAGGAGGUACAUUCAGGAUUUGAUUGUGGAUUUGUGAGCGCUUAUUAAUAACGUUGGGGCAGUCAGCAGCGUGAGUUCCGUCGAUGCCACCUUGCAUCGCCGUCGUCAUCACACGUUUGUGAAGAUCUAUACCACUCUAUCCUCAAUCUGUUUUCAUGCCGGUACCUCAGCUCAGUGAGAAUUAUGCUUUUGCAUUGCCAUGCUUCAGCGCACAUUUGCACAACUCACUCACCAACCUUUCUGCUUUCUAACACUGUUGCUAAACCGGUGGAACUCUGCUGCAGUCUCUCAUGAUUGCAAACUAUCAGCGGUGCAUUGUAGUUUCUACCAUUAGAGGAGUCUGGAGAGGAGAAUAAGCUAGAGACUGACGAUUACAAGAUAAGAUGGAGAAGUAACAGAUAGCAUGGUCAUCUGCAUUUUAUUAGUUUAGAUGGAAACAUUACACUACAUAUCAUAGAGCCUGGCUUUCUAUCAUGAGGGGUAUGCCUAAUCAGUCUGCCUUCAUCAUGGGGUAACUCCCAUUGCUCGUCUCGGUGAAUUGACCUUUUGUUCUUGACCUGAAUCUCAAGUGGGGUCGAGCAGCCUACCUGACUAGCUGGGCAGGGAGAGAGUAGAUCCCCUCAGUUCCGUAGAGAACCAUCAACUGCCCUGCAUUUCACUGCAAGUGCGGUGUAGAUGCCACAGGGUGGUAUAGCGUGCGUGUACUAGAACUCUACUCUCCCUUGUGCUGGGGGUGCAUUACAGACCUGCCUCUUUACCCCUCACAGGACUAGCGCACUACAUGAAUCUGACAUCAGAGUUUGGAAUCGGGCCAGCUUUCAGUCAGCUAUGUAACACCACAUCGCAGCGGUCUCAAUAUUGAGAAAGCGUGAGAGAACAUAGCUAUGUUUAUGGUUAGCAGCGGGGCAAACAUUUCAUAGUACCUGCCGACUCCCUCAAGAUCAGGUGGGUGUCGAGGCCUCAAGACUCUGCUCCAACUGUUGCAGCAGUACAAACUACUUUGAAGAUUCUUGAAGUCAAUUCUCAGCAAGGAGUAGCAUAGAAGGAGUAAAUCUGCUUGAAUGGAAUUAGAACUGCGUUUGGAUGACCGACAACAACGGGCUCCAGAAGCUGGCGGCAGCCACCGCAGCCAGACUGUCUUUCUUUGACAGGGAGCGUCUCCGAAAGUCAUUCAGCAUCAAGAAAGUGAAGGCCAGGAUUUCAAAGUCGACGACUAGGAUGAGAGUAAAGAUACCUUCUAAGCUUGCCUCCUUUAACCCAGACUUGGAUAUCAGAUCCAAGCUCUCGCAGCUCGCCCUUAAGCUCCGGGGAGGGACAGGGGAUGGGAUAGAUGGCUGCUACGCCCAUUCCUUGGGCUCAGACUCUGAUAGCAUUGUGGACAGUAUGUCCGGGAGCCCCUCCCAAUCCCGACAGGGGCGACAGGACUCGGACUUUGAAUUUGUUUAUAUUCGGCAGGAUAAAUCAAAAAGAAAAUGUGCCCAUAGCAACAAGCCUCCACCCAAGGUAUCGGUAGACUCUGAGGAUGAGGAUGAUGAGGAGCAGGAAGAGGGGCAGGAGGGGGAGGAGCAAGGAGCCUAUGGAUCUGAUGAAGAUGAGCAGGAGGAUCCUCAAGACUACUGCAAAGGAGGCUAUCAUCCUGUGAAGAUCUUUGAUCUGUUUAAUGGGAAGUACCACGUGGUUCGUAAGCUAGGAUGGGGGCACUUCUCCACCGUAUGGCUGGCGUGGGAUCUCACGGGAAGGAGAUACGUUGCUCUUAAAGUGGUGAAGAGUGCAGAACACUAUACAGAGACUGCUCUAGAUGAGAUCAAACUUCUCAAAUGUGUACGAAAUAGUGAUCCCAAUGAUAUUCAGAGGGAGAGAGUGGUGCAGCUCGUUGAUGACUUCAAGGUGACCGGAGUCAAUGGAUCACAUGUAUGUAUGGUGUUUGAAGUUCUUGGUAACAAUCUUCUGAAACCCAUCAUCCAAUCUAAAUACAUGGGACUACCCAUCAGGCAGGUCAAGAGCAUCAUUAGACAGGUGUUGGAAGGUGUAGAUUACUUGCAUACAAAGUGUAAGAUCAUUCACACCGACAUUAAACCUGAGAACAUCUUACUGUGUGUGGACGAAGAAACCAUCAGGAGACUGGCUAGUGAGGCCAAGGAAUGGAUGAAAGGCAAAGCAAAACCUCCAGUUUCAUCAGUGAGUACAGCCCCACUAGAGAGGAAACCUCAGGAGAAGAUGUCCAAGAACAAGAAGAGGAAGAUGAAGAAGAAGCAGAAGAAGCAACUGGCUCUCCUGGAGAAACAGCAACAACAGCUCCAAGAGAUUGAUCAGGAGAAGACAAGGACAAUAUCAGAAACAAGCCAACCUGACGCCGACAGGGACGGUGAAGACAACGUCGCAACGGAUGCAGUACCCCAGAACCAAAGCAACAACGGAAACCAGUCAUUGAGCCCAUCGGAAGACAAGAUGGCAGAAGUACUAGAGGAAGCCGAGGAGGAGGAGGACGGAGCCGUCUCCAGGAUGAAGGCUACAAAGUCUCCAGAGAGGACGUCAGAGAUAUCGAGUCCUGAGGAGGAACAGCCAGGAGUAGUCGUGGGUGAAAAUGCAACAAACGGGAAUGAGGGUGCCGGCUGUCAUGGUGAUGAGGCUGAGGAUGCAGACGUCUUUGAGGAUGCACCUGAGAGGAUACCGUCACCGGUCAACGAGAAAGGAGAUGGACCUGGUAGGAAGGAGGUGGAGAAGGAGCAGGAGCUUUGUAACGGGUAUGUGGAGGAGAAUGGAGACGGAGAUGUCGACCUGCCUCUUAAACCAAAGCUUCAUCCAGACGUCAAGGAGAAUGGACUUGAUUCAGCCUCCUCUACGCCUACACCUACCAAAGAAAGUCUCAAAAAUGCUGCAAACAAGGAGAAAAGCGAAAACAAAGCCAGCGACCCCAAUGAGAAUACCAUUUCUGAAAACUCCACCGAGAGCAAAGACAAAGAGACUCUGAACAAUGGAGCCAAAGAGAAUGGAAACCACAAGACUCUAGACAAUAAACCAUCAGACAAUGUACAGGAAAACAAGAAUAUUGAACUCAAUUCGCUGGGAGCCGACUCCAUGCUGAAUGGAGGGGUGUCCCCCGAGGAGGAUGUGCAGACGAAAGAUGCACAAAAGGAAGACACCACCAGCGACGAUAACAGGAGAAAGGAGAUUGAUCUUAAGUGGGAGGAGUUGGAAAAGUUUGAGUCAAAGAAUAGCGGUGGUGAAGACGGGAAGGAGGGGAGUGGAAGUGCAGCCACAAGCCCAGCAGAUAGCAAUAAAGAUGGAGAAUCUGUAGAAGGAGCCACCUCCCCUGAGAGGAAGGAUGAGCUCCCCAUCAAGCUGGCUGACCUCGGCAAUGCAUGCUGGACGCACCAUCACUUUACCGAGGACAUCCAAACAAGGCAGUACAGAGCUCUGGAAGUGUUAAUAGGAGCAGGCUACGACACAGCGGCAGAUAUAUGGAGUACGGCUUGUAUGGCCUUUGAGCUGGCUUGUGGAGACUACCUGUUUGAGCCUCACUCUGGAGAAAACUACUCAAGGGAUGAAGAUCACAUAGCUCACAUCAUUGAAUUAGUUGGACAUAUACCCAAACAUGUUGCUCUCAGUGGAAAAUACUCCAGGGAUUUCUUCAACAAGAAAGGUGAGUUGAGGAACAUCUCUAAGCUGAAGCCGUGGAGCCUCUACCACGUCCUGACGGAGAAGUACGAGUGGCCCAAGGAAGACGCAGAAGAGUUUGCCAGCUUCCUUUACCCUAUGCUCGAGUUUGAUCCAACCAAACGUGCCACAGCCAAAGAGAGCCUGUCCCACCCCUGGCUCUACUCAUGAUGAAUGUCGUCGUCUUCUUUAACCACCGCCGCCGCAGCCCGUUUGUCUAGCGUUUUCCUCGUCGCCGUUGUGUGAAACCGUACAACCUCAUCUUGUUUAGGUAUUUUCUCCUUCCAACGUUUGAACUGUGUUUUUUAUGUUUUUUUGUUAUUAUUCAGCGUUUGUGCAAACCAGGAGAUGGAAAUUUUGUUUUAGAAAGGUGGAUUGCAACCUCAAGUUGUGUCAACGUGCUUAGGAUCUAGCCCAGUGAUCAAAGGGUACAUCGUGGGCAUUUAAUACAUGAAAACAAGCACAUGGGAGUAUGAACGUGACACAUGAAAUCUUUCUA
Messenger RNA from Strongylocentrotus purpuratus (purple sea urchin), 4399 nucleotides. It is a transcript of the gene srpk2, whose product is annotated as SRSF protein kinase 3. Gene Ontology annotation, molecular function: protein kinase activity; ATP binding. The transcript has 17 exons. Gene Ontology annotation, biological process: protein phosphorylation; spliceosomal complex assembly; regulation of mRNA processing. The record is from RefSeq and is a predicted model, not a curated record. Bases 1327 to 4071 code for a protein of 914 amino acids. NCBI's taxonomy places the organism in Eukaryota, Metazoa, Echinodermata, Echinoidea, Camarodonta, Strongylocentrotidae.